AUGUCUAUGGAUCCUGAAAGAGAGGAAUUUUGGCAAACAAUAGCAAGAAGUACUAUUAAGGAAAGAUGUAAAGCUAUUUUCAACCAAGAAUUAUUAAGCGAUGUGAAAUUUGCGGUUUGUCGCGAAGGCGGAAGUGGAAGCAAGACGAUACCAGCACAUAAGUUUGUGUUAGCAAUCAGUAGCUCAGUGUUCUUUGCCAUGUUUUAUGGUGAAAUGGCAGAGGGAGAUUGUGUUAAGAUCCCUGAUUGUGAGUACGAGAGCCUGUUAGAGGUACUCCGUUUUAUAUACAGCGACGAGGCAAACUUUAACCCUGGUAAUGUUAUGGAAGUGCUGUAUUUAGCGAAGAAAUACAUGCUACCGACACUGGCCGAAAAGUGCUCUGUAUACCUCAAAGAGAAUCUGGACGCGUCAAGCGUGUUUCAUGUCUUACCGCAGGUCGAGAAAUAUGAAGAGAAAGAUCUGUUGGAUCAUUGUUGGAAACUUAAUGAGAACGAAACGGUGGAAGCUGUAAAAUCGGAUGGUUUCGUGGCAAUCGAGAGGUCAGUACUUGAAGAAUUAGUGGAAAGAGAUUCAUUAAAUAUCAAGGAGGUGGAAUUGUUCAAGGCUGUCGAUUGCUGGGCUGGAAUGGAAUGUGAAAAGCAGGGCCUCAAAGCGGAAGGAUCAGUGAAAAGAAGGAUUCUCGGAGAAAGGAUCGUCAAGGGAAUACGUUUCCCCGUGAUGGAACAAAAAGGGUUUGCAGGCGUUGUUUUGGACUGUGGGAUACUCACUCACAAAGAGACUUGUGACUUGGUGAAGUAUUUUAACUCUGUACCGAAUACUUCACUUGACUUUUCAAUAGAAAGUAGAAAAGAUCCUCUUGUGCGUCGAGUUUCUAGGUUUUCAUCGGUGGUGGAAGGGUGGACACAUUCAUCCUAA
Porites evermanni is the source of this 915-nucleotide messenger RNA. The record is from the annotation of a GenBank genome assembly. NCBI's taxonomy places the organism in Eukaryota, Metazoa, Cnidaria, Anthozoa, Scleractinia, Poritidae.